Messenger RNA from Geodia barretti, 1314 nucleotides. NCBI's taxonomy places the organism in Eukaryota, Metazoa, Porifera, Demospongiae, Tetractinellida, Geodiidae. The record is from the annotation of a GenBank genome assembly.
AUGCGUCAGCCCGGCUGUAUCCUCGAUAAUGCGAUGACCCUGUCCGCCUCUGGAAAUCUCGCCAUCGCAGCAGCAGGUCUGCGAAAAGACUACGCCGACCGCGCGGUGUUGCGCGGCGUUGAUCUCAGCAUCGGUUGGGGAGAAGUCGUCGCUCUGUUCGGCGCCAACGGAGUCGGUAAAACCACCCUGUUACGCAUCCUCGCCGGACUGUCCAGACCAGAUGCCGGCUCCGUCCGCAUCGCCGGCCGCCGCCUGAACGGUCGCGGCGAAUCAGCCCGGCGUCUGGUCGGUUUUGUAGGCCAUCAAACCAUGCUGUACAACGACCUUACCUGCCGCGAAAAUUUGCAUUUCUACGCCCGCCUCUACGGCCUCAAUAGUCCCCAACACCGGAUCGGCACUACACUGGACCGGGUCGGCCUGCUCAACCGGGCCGACCGCCGCGUUCGCACCCUCUCCCACGGCAUGCAAAAGCGACUCUCCGUCGCCCGCGCCAUCCUCCACGAGCCGGCCAUCCUCCUGAUGGACGAACCCGAAUCCGGCCUCGAUGCCGCAUCCGUCGCAACGUUGGGCGCUCUAUUGCAAGACUGGGUAGAAUCGGGGAAAACAGUGCUGCUCACUACCCACAACGAGGGAUCGGCUCGAUUGGUCCAACCGGGCGGUGGCGCUGGCGGCUGGUCGGACGUGCGCCUCGAACUCCGUUCCCGCGACAUCAUCGCUUCCGCUCUGAUUUUCGGGUUGAUCGUGGUGGUGGUGUUCAAUUUCGGAUUGAACCGCAGUCCGGGCAGCCUCGCGCCCGUAGCACCCGGGCUGCUGUGGGUCGCCUACGCGUUCAUAGGUGUGCUGGCCAUGAGCCGCGCCUUCUCCCGCGAGCUGGAGCAGGGCGGCCUGGACGGGUUGCUGUCAUCGCCCAUCAGUCGCGACGCCAUCUUUCUGGGCAAAGCUCUCGCCAGCCUGGUGUUCAUGCUGGUCAUCGAGGCCGUGCUGUUGCCGGUAUUCGCCGUGAUGCUGGGUUUGCCUACCCUGUCGCCCAUCCUGGCGCUGGUCAUAUUGCUGGCGACGAUAGGAUUCGCCACGGUGGGCACCUUUUUCGCCGGCAUCGCAGUUCAAACCCGGUCCCGCGAAACCCUGCUGCCGCUGCUCUUCUUCCCGGUGGUAGUUCCGGUCAUCAUCGGCGCGGUGGAGGCUUCCGCACUGGUUCUGCAAGGCGGUCCACUGUGGCCGGUGUGGAGUCGUUGGGUGCCCCUCCUCGUGGUAUUCGACGCCGUGUAUCUGGUAAUAUGUCCGUGGAUAUUUGGUUUUGUGUUCGAGGGAUAA